UGGCGCAACUCCCUUGUCUCUGAUGUUACUAAAAAUCGCGAGGUAUACCGAAUGCUGUUAAUCCGAUAGGAUACAUUCAGAAGUGGCAUAAAUUGCAUGAAAUUUUGGUCUUUUUUAAAAUCACAGUAGGCAGCCAGGAUGCCGAUGAUAAAGUUGCAGAGUUUGGAAGGAGAGGUAUUCGAAAUAGAUGUGGAGAUUGCAAGACAAUCUGUAACCAUUAAAACUAUGCUGGAAGAUCUCGGUGUAGAGGAUGAUGAUGAAGAGCCCGUCCCACUUCCCAAUGUCAACGCAGCCAUCCUUAGGAAAGUGAUAGCUUGGUGUACAUACCACAAGGAUGACCCUCCCCCGCCCGAGGACGACGAAAACAAGGAGAAGAGAACAGACGAUAUCUGCUCAUGGGACGCUGAAUUCCUCAAAGUUGACCAGGGAACCCUCUUUGAAUUGAUUCUAGCUGCCAACUACUUGGACAUCAAAGGUUUGCUUGAUGUCACAUGCAAAACAGUAGCCAACAUGAUCAAAGGAAAAUCCCCAGAGGAAAUCAGGAAGACUUUUAACAUUAAGAAUGAUUUCACACCAGCAGAGGAGGAACAAGUUCGAAAAGAGAAUGAGUGGUGUGAGGAGAAAUAGACAAUUGUCAAUAGUGCGUUAAUACAAGAGAGAGACUUUCUGAGUAUCUUCAUGGGUUAUGUGAAGAACUCGUGUCCCAACAGUGGAGCCAACUUCUUGAUUGAAUCCCUCCCAUCAUGGUGAUGUGUGAUGUAAUUGCAUGGUCCAUUGUACUGGGGGGGAGUUUGAUUAUCAUGUUUUAUGAUAUUUAUUUGUGAUAAUGCUUUGUGUUGUUAGUUUUCUUUUAUCUUCACAAGUCUGGCUCUACACAGACACUCACAAAUAUUUUCCUUCCUCGAAUUUUCCCCAAGAACAAUAUGGUUCUCAUUUGAAAGUAAAAUACCGGUAGUUGAAAUAAAAAAAAAUUGUGACUUAGUAUUAAUUAGUUGUGUAUAUUUAAUAUGUAUAUUCCUUUUUAUUGUGUGAAAGCAUUAUUAAAAUGCAGAAUUCCUCACAAA
This is a messenger RNA of Magallana angulata, 1064 nucleotides long. RefSeq names its product S-phase kinase-associated protein 1. Gene Ontology annotation, cellular component: cytoplasm; nucleus. Gene Ontology annotation, biological process: SCF-dependent proteasomal ubiquitin-dependent protein catabolic process. NCBI's taxonomy places the organism in Eukaryota, Metazoa, Mollusca, Bivalvia, Ostreida, Ostreidae. The record is from RefSeq and is a predicted model, not a curated record. Bases 139 to 627 code for a protein of 162 amino acids. Gene Ontology annotation, molecular function: cullin family protein binding. The transcript has 5 exons.